GUGACCUGCCGCUGGCCGAGGGAGCGGCUUCGACAGGAAGGCGGCAGAGGGGCCCGGUCACCCAGCCGCAGCGAUGAGCUCGGCCAGGGAGUCCCAGGGCCACCACGGCCACAAGCGAGCGGCCUCCCCCGAUGGCUCCAGCAGCUGGGAGGCGGCGGACCUCGGCAACGAGGAGCGUAAGCAGAAGUUCCUGCGGCUGAUGGGCGCUGGGAAGAAAGAACAUACUGGCCGCCUUGUUAUCGGAGACCACAGAUCAACCUCUCACUUCAGGACAGGGGAAGAAGACAAGAAAAUGAACGAAGAACUGGAGUCUCAGUACCAACAAAGCAUGGACAGCACCAUGUCUGGACGAAACCGGCGCCAUUGUGGACUUGGUUUCAGUGAGUUUCAGGAAAGUGAAGAACAAGACGAGGCUGCUGGACACUCCUCUGACGAGAGUUCAGAAGACUCUGAAAGUGGCUCUGAGUCAGAGCAAGAAGAGUCUGCAGAGGAGCUGCAAACUGCUGAAAAGCAUGAUGAAGCUGAGGUUCCAGAAAACAAAAAAGAAGCUAAAAGCAACUAUAAAAUGAUGUUUGUUAAAGCCAGUGGUUCAUAACUGCAGAUGUAACAGCUUUGUAUUUAAAGUACAGUAAGCCUUAUUGUUACAGUGCAGAGUGGAGGACUGCUACAGCACAAAUCUUUGUAUCAUGAUUUUAAAAUAAGACCCCAUUAGAUGACAAAAAGUAGUCUUUGCUUUCUGUUGCCAUGGAUAACAUUUUUAUGGGCAGAGUGGUAUUGCUGUUUUUGUAAAGUGUAUAAAAUACUGGAUGGAGAAAUAAAUUCUUUUUGUUCUUGCCCAAGCUUUACAAAUGUUAUCUAAUCUCUCCUACCCCUUACUCCAUUCCAGAUAAGGAGACUUCAUGUUAGUGGUUUCUUUAUAUCAUACCCCAGUCUUGAGUUUUUAGCUUUUAAGAUACAUGUGACUUACUGGAUGUUGCAUUAGUUGUAAAAUACCAAUAUCAGCACUAUUCUGUGAUGUGCUAGAGCUUUAAACAAUGAUUUUGUCUAUAAAUGCUAGUGUUGACAGGGCUAAGAGCAGAACUUGCUCACUGUGGUGACUGUAUCCGAGGUCCUACAGCAGCUGUACAGGAGGUAUUUCAGAAACACGCUCAGACACUGGAAGGCUGCAGUUGCUGCUGUGGCUUCAGAGUGAAGGGGAUGAGCUGUAGUUCUUUAAACCUUGCACCAGAAGAGAGUGAUUUUUGAAUUACUGGCUCCUGCUUAGAGCACUGAGCUGUAACUAAAAACAACAACUCCUGAAGAAACUAGUUUACUUUGAAAGAGAAAAUAUACUUUGAUAAUGAAAAGGAUAUAAAACCCCCAGCUUUUUAGCUUUUUUAAAGUGUAGACUACAGAGUUAUUGUAUAGGAGCCCUUCUGCCUCUUCUCCCCAUACACACAUCACAUAGAGGUCUAAGUCAGUGAUUACAAAAAGGCUGUACCUCUCAAGCUGAUAUGCUCCAAGAGUCAGGAUUUCAAGCAACUCCUUCCAGCAAGAACGAAGGAAAGCCAUUCCUCUACAAACUUAAGAGUUUAUUGCAUUCAACUAAUUAAUAAACUAUCAGAACAUUUUAGACUUUGUCUCCUCUUAGUACAUCAGAGAUUAACUGCCUCUCCUUGCUGGGAGAGCAGAACAUUUGAUCUGUACCUCUAGUACAGCCUCAUUCUGCCACAACAGUGCUUCAAGAAACACUCCAGAUGCUUGUGGAGAGUAUUCCAUUCCUGCAUGCAAUUUACAAUGUGCAGGCAACAUUUACAAAGCCAGUUGGUUUCAUGAGAGCAGCUGUAUGUACUAUCAUUGUAUAGGUUUAUUGAACGUAAACAUUGCAGCAUCAGUUACCAGGGGAGGACUUGGAAUAAGUUACAUUAUGGAAAAAAUAAAAGUAAUCUGAUUGUAA
Molecule: messenger RNA, 1936 nt
Organism: Dryobates pubescens (Downy woodpecker)
Lineage: Eukaryota; Metazoa; Chordata; Aves; Piciformes; Picidae
Gene: C22H11orf58
Product: chromosome 22 C11orf58 homolog
Exons: 5
Coding region: 74-595 (173 amino acids)
Source: RefSeq, a predicted model, not a curated record